UCAGUCUCUCUCUCUCUUUCUUCCUCCUCGGCUCCCUUCCCAUUUGGCUCCCCUCUGGGAAGGGCUCCUUGCUUGCUUCUUUCCUUGGACUGCCAUGGGCCAAGUUCCUGCCUGGCCUCCGGCGUGGCUGGGGGCUCCCUUGGCCGCCCGGACCUGGCUCUUCAUCCUCACUUUUGGCUUCAUCGGGGCAGACCUCACUUGCCGCUCUUGCCACUGGCGCCAGGUGCAGCUCCAGCCCCAGCAGCAGCAGCAGCGCCUGCCCUCCUCCUCGCCUCCGCCGGGAUUAUUAUCUUCUGUCCACUUGGAGGAAGCCCCAGCCCUGAGGAGUCGGCCCCCGGGGCUCCCCCCCAAAGCCAGCACUUCGGAGCCCCUGAGGCAGAGGAGGAGGAGGAGGCGGCAGAGCCGGGAGCCCCGAGGAGGAGCCCCCCUGGAAGCAGCCGCAGGAGGAGGAGGAGGAGGCGGCGGCGAGGCCCGGCCCCCGGAGCCCUGGGAGGCCAAAGGGACGCGCUUCAGGGCCGAGGAGCUCAAGCUGACCAGCACCACCUUCGCCCUCACGGGGGACUCGGCCCACAACCAGGCCAUGGUCCAUUGGUCCGGACACAACAGCAGCGUGAUAUUAAUUCUGACAAAGCUGUAUGACUACAACCUGGGGAGUAUCACGGAGAGCUCUUUGUGGAGGUCAACGGAUUAUGGGACCACAUAUGAAAAGCUAAAUGACAAAGUGGGUCUGAAGACCAUUCUGAGCUACCUCUAUGUAUGUCCAACUAAUAAGCGUAAGAUUAUGUUGCUCACUGACCCAGAGAUUGAGAGCAGUCUCCUUAUCAGUUCUGAUGAAGGAGCCACCUAUCAAAAAUACCGACUGAACUUCUACAUUCACAGCAUGCUCUUCCACCCAAAACAAGAGGAUUGGAUUCUAGCCUACAGUCAGGAUCAGAAGUUGUACAGUUCAGUGGAAUUUGGAAGAAGAUGGCUACUUCUCCAGGAAACUGUAACACCAAACAGAUUCUACUGGUCUAGGAUGGGUACCAGUAAAGAACCAGACAUAGUCCACUUGGAGGCAAAAACAUUGGAUGGCCAUGCACAGUACAUCACCUGCAAGAUGCAGAACUGCUCUGAGGCUGUAAGAAGUAAACCUUUCCCAGGAUACAUUGACUCUGACUCCCUCAUUGUCCAGGAUGAUUAUGUGUUUGUUCAGCUGACAUCAGGAGGCCGGCCUCAUUACUAUGUGUCCUAUCGGAGAAAUACAUUUGCACAGAUGAAGUUUCCCAAAUAUGCCUUGCCAAAGGACAUGCACGUUAUCAGCACGGAUGAGAACCAGGUGUUUGCUGCAGUUCAGGAAUGGAACCAGAAUGAUACAUACAACCUUUACAUCUCUGAUACCCGAGGGGUCUACUUCACCCUGGCUUUGGAAAAUGUCAAGAGCAGCCGAGAUCUGGAGGGCAAUGUGAUGAUAGACCUCUAUGAGGUAGCAGGCAUAAAGGGAAUGUUCUUGGCUAACAAGAAGAUUGACAACCAAGUGAAAACUUUCAUCACCUACAAUAAAGGGAGAGACUGGCAUUUGCUGCAGGCCCCUGACACAGAUCUGAGAGGAAACCCAGUUCAUUGCCUUCUGCCAUAUUGUUCCCUACAUCUCCACCUGAAGGUUUCAGAGAAUCCAUACACUUCAGGCAACAUUGCUAGUCGGGAUACAGCCCCUGGCAUCAUUGUGGCCUCUGGGAAUAUUGGAACAGAGUUGUCAGAACAAGAUAUCAGCAUGUUUGUUUCAUCUGAUGCUGGCAACGCUUGGAGACAAAUCUUUGAAGAAGAGCACAGUGUUCUUUAUCUGGAUCAAGGUGGGGUUUUGGUUGCCAUGAAACAUACAUCUCUGCCUAUCAGACAUCUCUGGUUAAGUUUUGAUGAAGGAAGAUCCUGGAGCAAAUACAGCUUCACAUCUAUCCCCCUUUUUGUUGAUGGAGUCCUAGGAGAACCUGGAGAAGAGACCUUGAUAAUGACUGUUUUUGGGCAUUUCAGCCAUCGCUCAGAGUGGCAGCUAGUGAAAGUUGACUACAAGUCCAUUUUUGAUCGACGGUGUGCUGAAGAUGACUACCGACCAUGGCAGCUUCAUAGCCAGGGAGAAGCAUGCAUCAUGGGAGCAAAAAGGAUCUACAAGAAACGCAAGUCAGAAAAGAAAUGCAUGCAGGGAAAGUAUGCUGGUGCCAUGGCAUCUGAACCAUGUGUUUGUACAGAGGCAGACUUUGACUGUGACUAUGGAUUUGAGCGUCACAGCAAUGGCCAGUGUUUGCCUGCGUUUUGGUACAAUCCAUCGACUUUGUCAAAAGACUGCAGUCUUGGUCAGAGUUAUCUCAAUAGCACUGGGUAUAGGAAGGUUGUAUCUAAUAACUGCACAGAUGGUGUCCGUGAACAAUACACAGCCAAGCCCCAGCAGUGUCCUGGCAAGGCCCCAAGAGGGCUUCGAGUUGUCACUUCAGAUGGCACAUUGACAUCAGAACAAGGGCACAAUGUUACCUUUCUGGUACAGCUGGAAGAGGGAGAUAUUCAAAGAUCAAUAAUUCGUGUGGAUUUUGGAGAUGGGAGUGCUGUGUCAUACGCCAAUCUCAGUUCAACAGAAGAUGGGAUCAAACACAUCUACCAGAAUGUGGGGAUUUUCCGAGUAACAGCACAGGUGGAAAACAGCCUGGGGGCUGACAGUGCUGUCCUGUACUUACAUGUAAAUUGCCCUUUGGAACACGUUCAUUUGUCAUUGCCAUUUGUAACAACAAAAAACAAAGAAGUUAAUGCCACAGCAGUGUUGUGGCCCAGUCAAGUUGGAACGCUAACUUACAUCUGGUGGUUUGGAAACAACACUGAGCCAUUGGUCACUUUAGAAGGGAGCAUCACAUUUACAUUCUCUGCAGAAGGAAUGAACACCAUCACAGUGCAAGUUUCUGCAGGAAAUGCCAUUCUGCAAGACACCAAAAUGAUUGCAGUGUAUGAGCAAUUUCGAUCUCUAAGGUUAUCUUUCUCUCCAAAUCUGGAUGAAUACAAUCCAGACAUUCCUGAAUGGAGACGGGACAUCAGUCGAGUAAUCAAGACAGCCCUUGUUGAGGCAACAGGUAUUUCCAGCAAACAUAUCUUGGUGGCAAUCCUGCCAGGUUUACCCACAUCAGCUGAGCUCUUUAUUUUGCCCUAUAACGAUGCAACAGGAGAAGACAGACAAACAGCAGAAGAUCUCCAGCAGAUUUCAGAAAUUUUGGCCCAGAGACUGAACCAAAAUUCCAUCCAGUUUGACUUAAAACCUGGCGUUAGAAUCUUUGUUCAUGCUGCCCAUUUAACCGCAGCCCCACUCAUAGAUGUCACACCUAGCCACAGUGGUUCAGCCAUGCUGAUGCUGCUGUCUGUGGUAUUUGUGGGAUUGGCAGUAUUUGUAAUCUACAAAUUCAAAAGGAAGAUUCCGGGCAUUAAUGUUUAUGCACAGAUGCAGAAUGAGAAAGAUCAAGAGAUGGUCAGUCCAGGCAGUCAAACUGAAAGCAUGCCUAAUGUCCCUCAAAGGGAGCUGAUGACCCCAGAGCAACUAGUAGAUGAGAAGUUGGAGACCCGGCCCAUAGGGUUGCCAGAUUUCCAAAGACCAAUUCUUGUACACAAGAGGCUAUUGGGAGGAAAAUUUCCUGGACAUCCUGGACACCAACCAACGAGCGUGACCAGACAGCCAAGGACUGCCCAGGGUCCAGAACCAGACAGUGCAUAGACUGUUGCCCUGCUGAUGAGCGUGCUGGCGGUCAGAUGUAUGAGGAGCGCUCACCAAGCGCAGGAAGUAUUUCCACAGUCGCUGAGCCUCAAAGCACAAAAGAAAUUCCUACUUGUAUAAAUGUUUAAAACAAGGACACCGAUCAGUUGCUAUUCCCUUUACCCUUAAAUAUCUAUAUAUAUGUAUAAAAGAAAGAAAGAAACCAACUGCUUUUGGACUUUUUGAUUCUUCUGAUGACAAAAGGGUUUUUAGCUUUAAGCCUGUGCAUGUGGAUGUCAUUUGGAUAACAUAUUUGGAACUGCAGUGUACAGGUGCUCUAUUUUAAUGGGGUAAAAGGGAAAGAAAAAAAAAUCUUCCUCUUAAUCCUCUCCUCUCUUCUUUUCUAAUCAAGGUUUAAUUUGUAGAUGAUUCAUACUGAUAUAGGCCAAGAAUGUGCAUGGGGAAUUUGGGGGAGGGCAUGAAGUGGGAUAAAAGUUCUUGACCUUGUCAGUAUAAUUUUUAUGCUUUUAGCACUGCAGGAUUGUAGGUGGAUUUGCCACUGAAACCUCCAUUCUUAAGAUACACCCAAAAACUGUACUCAAGUUUAAAGGCAUCAAAAUGUUCCUAUGGAUUUUGUUGUCCUGCCUUAUACUUGUUCAUUACUCUCCUUUGUCUAGAAUUACUGUUCUAACUUCUUCAGAUACAGUUUUAAUCCUCAAUGUAGCUCAGGAUCCUUUAAUAAUAUUAUACAGAGGUAUAACUCAUCUAUCUAGUACAAUGAAGAAAUAAUUCCCUUCACAGAUAUGCAACUAGACACAUGGAUGAAAACCUAGCUACUUUAUGUCUGCCCUUUCAAGACACCAUCAGUAUGAAACUUUUCAUUGACUGAUAUUUUGAGGGACCUUUUUGAGGGAGGAAAGAUAAUGUUUCUUUGCUCCACUUAGUAAUCGCUCUAUUGCCAGCAUCCAAAUUAUGUCUGUCAGUAAUAUAAAGAAUGAUGGAAGUGGUUUGUGAGAAGCAUCAUUUCCUUUAUGCAGAUUUUCUCCCCCCCCCCCAUUGUCCCCUCUGGCCCAUGGAGGUCCAUGGUGGGAUAAUAUGAGGGUUUGGCUCACUUCUCACUUUCUAGCCUCUUAACAUUAAGUCCACUACUGCCCUUGGUUACUACUACUGUGGAAAUUCAAUACAGAGAAAUGGCAACACUUGAUUUAACUGCCAUAAUGCUAAACUAUUUCAGGGAUGUGACUGACCCAAAGAAAAUUCUAAGGGUUGCCCAGUAUGGGUCUUUUUUUCAUCCAAAACAAUGAAUUUUUGUCCCAAUCUAAUAAACCUCCAAUAAGAUGGGGGACUUUGAAAUAAUUUAUAUCUUAUUCUUUAGAAUUCCUCUGCACCUUUUGCUACAAGAUUUGACAUCACUUAUAUCUAUAGUUGUUGUACUCAAGAUGAUGAGAAAUUAGUCUGAUCACUGUAUAGCAAACUUCACAAUUCUAAUAGGCCAUGGAAGUCCAAUAUUAGUCAAGUUAUUUUUAUAGGUCAAUUUGAAUGGUUUUUUUUUUUCUUAUAGCAUUGAACCGACUGCUAAUUUUAAAAUGACUUUUUGAUGUAAUUUUUUCCCUCUUGGUUGGUUACGAUGUAGUGUAAUGUAUAAUUGCUAUUGUUUAUUGCU
Molecule: messenger RNA, 5366 nt
Organism: Sceloporus undulatus (fence lizard)
Lineage: Eukaryota; Metazoa; Chordata; Lepidosauria; Squamata; Phrynosomatidae
Gene: SORCS1
Product: sortilin related VPS10 domain containing receptor 1
Exons: 28
Coding region: 95-3724 (1209 amino acids)
Biological process (GO): post-Golgi vesicle-mediated transport
Cellular component (GO): membrane; Golgi apparatus
Molecular function (GO): protein binding
Source: RefSeq, a predicted model, not a curated record